Molecule: messenger RNA, 444 nt
Organism: Carya illinoinensis
Lineage: Eukaryota; Viridiplantae; Streptophyta; Magnoliopsida; Fagales; Juglandaceae
Product: secreted RxLR effector protein 161-like
Exons: 2
Coding region: 1-444 (147 amino acids)
Source: RefSeq, a predicted model, not a curated record
AUGGUUUGUACAAGACCAGACAUUGCACAAUCAGUGGGAGUGGUUAGUCGAUACAUGACAAAUCCUGAUAAAGAGCAUUGGAGUGCUGUAAAGAGGAUCCUGAGAUAUGUCAAGGGUACCUCAAAUGUCGCAUUAUGUUAUGACGGAUCAGACUUUACUGUCAGAGGCUAUGUUGAUUCAGAUUAUGCAGGUAUUAGAUGCUAUGCGCAAGUUGUACGGCACUUUCACCUCUUCUCUAUAAAUGGCAACUUCGAAGACCGAAUUAUAGCGCGGUGUGCACGCAUUAGAAAGUCUGCUAAGAACCAUUUUCUUGCCAUGGCAGCACCAACUCAGUCUCUGGUAUUCACAGUACGAAGGGCUAAGCCCGAGUUAAUUGCUCCAGCUAAGCCCACACCCUACGAGUUCAAACAACUUUCUGAUAUCGACGAUCAAGAAAGUUUCUGA